Molecule: messenger RNA, 1293 nt
Organism: Tuber melanosporum (Perigord truffle)
Lineage: Eukaryota; Fungi; Ascomycota; Pezizomycetes; Pezizales; Tuberaceae
Exons: 7
Coding region: 74-811 (245 amino acids)
Source: RefSeq, a predicted model, not a curated record
GCUUAAAUUUUUUCACACGCGAGCUUGCUUCCCACUUUCCUCACCCACGAACAAUUGUUCUGAAACGGCAUGUAUGGACGGAGAACACAUUUCGGAUUUGGUCCACCAGCUUAACGAUGUUGAGCUUGCGGUGCUGUUAUCACUGGUCGCUGGAAAGCACUGUAUUCUGACGACAGAGCCAGAAUGCUUGGAGCUUUUGCGGCAGCAGAUUGAGCUACUCGGGCCAGCCGUAUUUGGACUUACGGUGGCGACCGUUCAGUGCACUCCUGAUACCACUCUUGACGAUUUUAUAGAACCGUUGCUAUUCGACGAAACCCGACCUUCACCCUCCUCACAUGGCAUAUCGCCUGUGAAUAACCGUGAGUCUGGAGAAUCCUACUUUGGCACACGAAACCGCUCAAGCCUUUUACGGACCUCCUCACAGGGUACUCACCACGAGAGCACAAGUGGUAUCCGUAAGCUUGCCAACAUUAUUAUUGCACAGGACCUCGAUCUUGCAAGCAAUCAGGUCCAGACUCAAGCAUUAGAGCUUAUCAGAACCAAACGAUUCUGCACGAGCAAGAAAAACUUUCACUGUGCCCCCAACCGAUUUCUCCUGAUUGCUUUACUUGGAAAACCCAAUGACGAGUCCAGUCUUUCUAGCCACUUGUGUGAUUACUUUUUCAUUUCUCAUCAUCACCCCUCUGACGAGGGAUUCCCAGAGGUGGAGCGGGAAGUUGAGUCCGAGCAAUCCGAUGUCGACUCCUUAGCCUCUGUUGUUAUUCGAAAGGAGGUAUAUGUUCGAUCUAGUCGUUUUCCUGAGGAUGCAUAGAGCGGUAGCAGGCGGCAUCUCUGCUAGGGCAACGAAGGACUUUGAGGAACUAGUAAGGUAGGUCCCCACGCCCACAUGCCUCGCGCCACUGCAUAGCUUAGAUUUCGUAACCCCAUCGCUGGCAAGCCUUGGAGUCUACAAGGCCUACAGCCACCGCAUUGAGCUUGUUCAGCAUCCCGAUGGCGAGCGAAGUAUACUUUGGGGAAGUCGGCCAAGCGCGAUUGCGGAGUAUUUGAGGCAUGUUGAUGUUCAAGGCGUCCUAGAUGAAGUAGUCACCGGAGUUAAGGUGCCCCUGUGAAGUAGCGGGAUAACCCCUAAUCCAAAGCAUGAUAUCAGUGUGCCACCACGAACGGCUGGUUGUCAACGGCAGAUGGUUUGGGGGAAGGCGUAUAUUAUAUCCUGUAGGAGCAUAUUGAGGUGGGUGUAUCGUAUAUAGAACACUUAUUCCGUAAUAACAUGACAUCAUUGGGGAUGAAGAAAAA